UUCGUACUCGAACAAACCGCAUCGUACGACAGAUGCGAGUAACGAACAGAUGCGAGUAACGAAAUGAAUUUGUGAGUACCGAAUCGGUACUUCGAGUCAACCGAUGUACCCGUUACUCAGUAACGAAUACAUGUGGUUUGCUCCAGCUCUAGCCAAUAGAACAAAUAGCAGUUCGGAAUUUUACCGCGAAGUGGAGCGAACGGUUUUGUUCACUGCCUUCUUGAGUUUUGUAAUAGUUUGUAUUUGUUACGAAGAUGGCUGGAGGUAAAGCUGGUAAAGAUUCGGGAAAGUCCAAGGCUAAAGCUAUUUCUCGUUCUGCUAGAGCUGGACUUCAGUUCCCUGUGGGUCGUAUACACAGACAUUUAAAGCAUCGUACUACAAGCCAUGGUCGAGUUGGUGCUACUGCAGCUGUGUAUAGUGCUGCUAUUCUUGAAUAUCUAACAGCUGAAUUUUUUACAGAAGCAGCACCUCUGCUUUUGCAUUUCUCUGUUAUUGAUGUCUGAAAGGUGCUUCUCCUAAUUUAUGGCUUUCAAAAGAGCUCGUAAUGGAAAGGAUGACAUCACUUCUAUAUUACAUCAUGGCUGCUGGAUAUACAUGGUUUCAAGCGACCGGCACCACAUAUACAAGAUUGGAGAAAGCAUAUGCUCUGAGCAGUAAAUUUGCAUAGUUGCUUAGUUUUAAUAAUGUUGUAUGGACUAAGUGUAAUAGUUAUUAAUUUUGGCAUAUAAUAUAAAAGAAAAUUAUAUUAAUAAAUUUGACAAAUAUAACUUUACAUUUCAGUAGUUGUAUUUGGUGCUUUUAGCGAAAUACUUAUGAAAAAAAUUAAAAGUAUAGUAUGCAAAAGAAAGACAAUUUUUUAUGGAAUUAACUUAUAGGUGUAAAACAUUGAAUAUUAAUUAUAGCUUGACAGUGCUGACAGAUGGAAGGAGAAAAUUAGCAAUUCAUUGGGAUAUAUUACCUAUUACUCUUGCAGUACUUUGAAGCUUUUCAGUUUUGUCAUUUAGUUUAAGCACCACUGCUCUCCUAAUUUGUAUACAUAUCCAGUUAGAUUUAAAUCUGAAGACUGAAUCACUGUAUUGUUUUCUGUAGUUUUUUAGCAAGGUCCUAAUGAAUUUGCUUAUAUGAUCUGAGUUGAUAUGAGAGUGCAGAAUGCAUUAACAUCGAAGAUUUGAAUGUGCAGUGUCUCUGUAUUUUCAUCUAUAUGAUCCUUGUUUCUAUCAGAAGAGUAAUUCAUGUGCAGAGAAACAUUGCCAUAUCACAUAUUUCUAGAUGAAAUCAAGUAUUUUAUAUUACGUAGUGUGUCUGAAAAUUUCUAGACUCAUUAAGAAAAGAUUUUAUCUUUUAGAUACUUUUAUAGAAGCUGAUUUUUCAAUUUUGCUCUUUUCAUUUUAGAGAAUAGAAAAUAGUAACAAAAAUGCCAAAUAUGGUGAAUAGGAAAAUGAUUAGUAAAAGUUAAACGCGGGAGCAGAAGCUUGAUGAUAAUUUCAUCAAAGAGGCAAUAAAUAUCCAUAACCUUAUUGUGUCUUUUCUGGCUUAAUGUGACCCUUCAGAGGUAGGAUCUAUAACUUCAGACUAUAAAGCAGGGAUUGUCAAACUAUGCCUAAAAUCAUAGAUUUAUAUUUACAUUCUUUUAAAUGCAGUAAAGCAAUUUUUUAACAGAAAAGAAAGUUUGAAAUAAAUUAAUGAGAAUUUAGUAUUUUAUGUAUAAUAAAUGUGAUUACAUAUGAAUAAAUAAUUCUUGUUUCUGCUGAUGUAUUAUGUUCCUAUGAUAUACAAAUAUGAAAUUAUUGUAUGAUGUAAGUAAGCACUUUAAUCUUAUUUUAUCUUUUUUUAUCAUUGAGUUAUCAGUUAUUCUUUGUUUUUUCUAAAGAUAGGACCAGUGGAUAUUCAAAACAUUUGAAAUCCCAAAAUUCAAUUUUUUUAAAAUCUUUUAAAUACUAAGAACAUUAUAUAACUCAAAAUGCUGGGAGUAUUAGUUUUAUUGACCCUUAGUAGAAGUGUUCAUCCAUUAAAAAAACUAAAUUAUUGUUGCAAUUACUAAUGAGUCC
This is a messenger RNA of Stegodyphus dumicola, 2048 nucleotides long. RefSeq names its product histone H2A.V-like. Gene Ontology annotation, molecular function: structural constituent of chromatin; protein heterodimerization activity; DNA binding. The record is from RefSeq and is a predicted model, not a curated record. Lineage: Eukaryota; Metazoa; Arthropoda; Arachnida; Araneae; Eresidae. Gene Ontology annotation, cellular component: nucleosome.